AUUUGGUUUAUUUUUCUAGUCGUUCAAAAUUUUAAAUUCAAUCAACCGAAAUUUAAUAAAUUACACAGUUGUUUUUUGUUACUUUUUAGUUGCCUAAAUAAGUCCUCCCGAAAUUUUGAGCCUUAUUCCCAAAAUUAGACGUCAAUAAACUCUUUGUAGGGAAAGACCUGAGAUGGGUGGCCUUCUGGAGAAGCCCUCAACGGACAAGGAAAUAGAAACGGGGACCGGCAAUGGACUGCGGUAUUGUGUCUCUGCGAUGCAGGGUUGGAGAAUGGAAAUGGAGGAUGCCCACACAGCUGUGUGUAGCCUGGAAAAGCCCUUCGACUUUUGGUCAUUCUUUGCGAUUUAUGACGGCCACGCAGGAAGCCGCAUAUCAACGUAUUGCUCGGAACACCUAUUGAGUACCAUAAUAUCAAAUGAGCAAUUCGCAAGGGGUCAGUACGUUGCAGGAAUUCGAGCAGCUUUCCUGCAGAUCGACGAGGAAAUGCGGAGACUUUCUUAUGAUAAGUCAGGUGGCACCACUGUCACAUGCGCAUUUGUGUCGCCGGACAAGAUCUAUCUGGCCAACUGCGGCGACUCACGUAUUGUUCUCUCCCGAAACGGCCUAGCUGAGUUCAGCACUUCUGACCACAAGCCGACUCUUCCCUUGGAAAGAGCCCGCAUAGUACGCGCUGGCGGAAGCGUGAUGAUCCAACGGGUGAACGGAACACUGGCAGUCUCCCGUGCGCUGGGGGACUUCGACUUCAAGUGCGACAGCACGCGCUCCAGCUGCGAGCAGCUCGUCUCUCCAGAGCCAGACCUGACUGUCAUCGAGCGUAAGCAGACCGAUGAAUUUUUGGUGAUUGCCUGCGAUGGCAUUUGGGACGUUAUGAGCAGUGAGGAUGCUUGCGCAUUCAUUAGAUCGCGUCUACGCGUGACGACCAACCUAAAGUCGAUCGUCAAUAGUGUGUUGGACAUUUGCCUGCACAAAGGCAGUCGUGACAACAUGAGUUUGCUGCUGUUGCUUCUACCAGGUGCACCAAUGGUAAAUGACGACGCCGUGGCCGCCGAUCAGCGUCUUGACCACACUAUUGAACAGUUGACACUGGAAGUCAUUCAAAAGAAUGAAAUAAUGGACUUUGACGAGUUGCUUGCCCUGAUGAAUGCGAUGGCCACCAAUAUUUCAAAUUUACCCCCUGGCGGUGGCAUCUACGCCAAGUAUCAUAUCAUUGAGCGAGUCUUUCAUGACGCCAAUCCUGAUAAGCCACCCGAAUUUUUCGAGUACAAUUAUUAAUUAGCAUAGCCCAUACAAUAUAAGAAUAUAUUUA
Drosophila obscura is the source of this 1307-nucleotide messenger RNA. RefSeq names its product protein phosphatase 1B. The record is from RefSeq and is a predicted model, not a curated record. Gene Ontology annotation, cellular component: nucleus; cytosol. Gene Ontology annotation, molecular function: manganese ion binding; magnesium ion binding; protein serine/threonine phosphatase activity. NCBI's taxonomy places the organism in Eukaryota, Metazoa, Arthropoda, Insecta, Diptera, Drosophilidae. Bases 173 to 1273 code for a protein of 366 amino acids. The transcript has a single exon. Gene Ontology annotation, biological process: negative regulation of stress-activated MAPK cascade; protein dephosphorylation.